GGAAGUGGAGAGGAGCCGGACGCAACUGGUCCAUCAUUCAUCUCCUCGUCAUCCCCUUCCUCAGACACGUCUAUCGCAUCAUUAGUAGUAUCAAUAACCUAACGGAAAGUUGUCGAUCAUUUCAUGCAGCACUUCCACCGCGCAACGUACAUUGAAUCUAGCAAUCUUUCCGCCCUCAGUUUCUUCGUAUACAACUUCCACAUUGUCCACUUCCUCCAACUCCAGAAUGCCAUCGAAGUCGUCCGUCAAUCCGGCUUCCUUGGACGUAGGGACGGUCUUCCAAGCCAGAUCAUUGGCAGUCAAGUGUUUUGCUUUGAUCUUCUUUCGAGACCCAAGUACAGCUGUCUUCGCCUUUCGUUUCGAGAGUCCAGUAGCCAUGCCUCACGAUAAUCCACAGAGAACCUAGAGCAAAUCGAGAAGAAACACGAAGAAAUUCAAAAUUCAAAAUCAGUGCAUGUAUGGAAACCAGUGAAGAUGAUACAGAUAUGUCGAGCAGAGGAUGGCAGGGUGUUCCAAGUGAACGCCUCCUUGUCCGAGAUCGAGAAAGUGGGAAGCUUGGAACAAUUUCUGAGCAAGGAGACAGGCAUCGAUCACGACUCUAUAUUGGCCUACCUCUCUGACGGUACUCGACUGCGGAAUGACAACGUCCGCGAACUUGCAGGAGUUCAGGAUCAGACAAUAUACAUGUUUAACAAGACUUACCUCGACUAUGACAUCGAACAUGUGCUAGAACGACUCCGAGUUGAACCUCCUGUAGAACCCCCAAUAGAAGAAAUUCUCUCGAAUACUGCCAGUUCUUCGCAACUUUCGGCGACUUAUAUUCGUACGGCUCACGUUCACUCAGACGAACUCGAACGGACCCUCAGCUCGCUUCGAUAUCAAAACGAAGCUCUACGCAUUGCUUCCAGUGCCCUUGACCUCCAUGUGUUGGCUAUUGCUGACGCUUUUGAUGGAAUUGCCGCCGGUGCUCAACGUGAACUCGUCAAGCAAGCCUCGUUGUUAGCGGGCGUAGAGGCUGAUCUGGAGAUCAUCAGCCGGGUUGCGAUACACAAAGAGUUUGUCAGUCUUUCCGUGAAGAAAGCGAUGGAAGCAGGCGAGAAAGGACGGUCGUUAGGUGAUUAUGUUAGUAAGGUGAAGAUGAGACAGGUUGCUGAGGCUUGUCAAAAGACACAUGAUGACCUUACCGAGAGGUUCAAUCAAGCACAGACGUCUAUGGAUGAACUACGACACGGUGCUGACGACGUUCGCAGUACUGUUUCCGAUGACAGUCUAUUGAAGGAGGCUGAACUUUGCGUACAGAGGUCAAAAGGGCUUGUUGACCAGAUCACCGAUGCAGUUGCUUCUCUUGAAAGGACAACGCCUAGCAACAGCAAGCUACAGGAACUCCAACAACUUGACGCGUCAUUGCGAGCAGAGGUUGUGCACGUCACCGAUAUCAAGAAUCAUUUGACCGAGCGGUGCAUCAACGCUCUUCGCCAUAUUAGCAUAUUGAACAACUACAUUGUGGAGUUGCCUUUGAUACUGUCUGAACUUCAUGCCAGUUUCAGAGCCAAGACAAGUUUCUCCCACAUACAGCGCCUCCAUAAUAUGCUCUAUGCGUAUGGUGCGACUGUCGUAGAGAUUGUCCGAAGGAAAGAAUUCGCGCAAUUUUUCUAUCAGCGAGCGCAAGGCAUACUCGAAGUGAUGGCCAAGCUCUCAGCGAAUGAACGCAAGCGUCGGCAGCUAUACAGAGGGGAAGUCCAUGGUCAGCUCCCUUUCGAGACGAAGGGAAUGGACGAUCCGGUGCCAUCCAUCGAUUUCUCACCUUCAGGAUCGUCCGAAUCACCGUAUUCUCUCGAACGUGGCGAUGUGGACUCACUUAUGAAAGUCCUGCAGGAUUUAGAACACUUUGCAGAGGUGUCAUUGGACCCAGUGGCAAAAACCUCCGUGCGAGAUGCUCGAAUAGGCUUGGAGAAGUUGAUCGGCAAAAUGGACAGUCUCGAGUCUGGCUUUGACAGAAUUGCGGAACGCUCUUUGUUGUCGAGUUCGCGGUGGCUGAAUCACCGGAGACGAAAUAAUGAGGCCGACGAACAAGCAUAUGCCGAGCUAGAAGCCCACAUCGCGGAACUCAAUCAUGCGAAGUCCGAACAGGAGGAAGCGUUCCAACGUGAACGACGCGAUUUUGAGAGAGAGAUAACAGAACUCAAAGCCCAGCUGAAGGCAUCGGAUAGUGGUCGCAACGCCCUUGAGCGUGACCUUCACAGUUACAAGGCUCACCUUGAAAGUGAAACAACAUCGCGUCGCAUUUUGGAACAGCGUAAUGCUGAACUGUCUUCCGGAGCCGAUAACCAGCGAAGCUCUCUAGCUACAGCAUUAGCUGAGGCUACGGAGCGGACGAAAGCAGCUGAGGUUCUCCGACAGGAGCUGGCUCAGGUCCGAUCAGAAUUCGAGGAGGUCAAGUCUUUGGAAAGUCGAAAUGCUACUAAAGUUGCCAAUUUGCUCGAAGAACAGGCGAAUGCGUUACGUCGGCUGGAUGAAGCUCGUUCUCGCGGUGAAGAUUUGCAGCAGCAGAUUCAGCAGGCCAGACUAGAAAGCGACGAGUUGCAGCAUGCGUUAGCAGAUACUAGUAAAGAGAAGGACAGACUCCUAAAGGCUCAAGCUUCUGAGCAUGAUCGUCUGCUUCGCGACCACAUCGCUGAAGCCGAUGGCGAUCGCGCUGUCCUCGAGCAUCAGUACUUGGAGCUUCAAGCUGCUUUGGAGGGCGCGGAACGUCAACUCAAAGAUAUCCGUGCGCAACUUGAUAUGACCAAUUCGGAUGCUAUGGGCCUCCGGGAGGAACUUCAGCGAGUGGAACACGAACUGCGGGAAGCGCGGCAUGUUGAACGGAUCUUGACAGAAGAUCUUGGAGCGGGCAAGGCUUCCCAGUCAGACUUCGAACUCCAGUUGGAGAACAGCAAUCGCCUCAUCGCCCAGAUCCUGGACGUUGCCCUCAGGUUCCGAGAGUCUCAUCUCAAGGCUCUCGCAGCUGCAUCAGCCAUGACGACUCACCCCGGGUCAUCAAAGGGUGUGAGUAGUACCAGCCUGACGGAAUCGAGCUUUGGCGCAUUGCGACGAGGAGUUACCAACCAUCUGGACGAACCCUCACCUAUUGACCCCUCUGAUCCAGCAGCUGCCUUGGAGAUUUUGCGGACGUUUGACCACGACCAGUUCCUCGAAGCCAUCCAUAAGACGGGUUCAACUAUUCGGAAGUGGCAAAAGCAAUGCAAGGAAUAUCGUGAACGCGCUAAAGGCAAGAUAUCAUUCAGGAACUUCGCCAAGGGCGACCUCGCUCUCUUUCUUCCCACUCGAAAUUCGGUCUCGAAGCCUUGGGCUGCGUUCAACGUAUCAUUCCCACAUUAUUUUCUACAGGCGACUGGGCACCUCGCCGAGCAACUGAAGACGAGGGAAUGGAUUGUGGCAAGAAUAACCUCCAUCACUGAGCGUGUCGUCGAUGCCAAAGAUGCCAGUACGAACCCGUACGGCCUGGGAGAUGGUGUCAAAUAUUACAUGCUCGAGGUUGAGGACUGGACACAGCCUACCCAUCAUUCGUCCAAACGACGCAGCUCGAACAAGAAGACGACUCCGGACACUUCAGUGCCACCUAUCGAGGUACCACCGGAGCCGCUUACCGCCCCACCCGAAGCUGAAGUAGAAGACUCCUUUACGGUGACUAGACCACCCAACUCCCGGUUAUUUCCUUCGUCACCUAGAACCAAUUCCAUUCCUACUGCAGGCCCCUCUUCAUUAUCUCGCCUUUUAGCACAAGCGGAGGCUCAGGCCGAUGCUGUCGCUCUCAAGGCACCGGAGGAAAGCCAAACUCCUCCGUCACUAACUUACUCUCCCCAGCUUCAACCACAAGUGUCUCCAGCACGAAGUACUCCCACACCUACACCUCAGGGCGCUGCAGGCACAAGCGGUCCAAGCACCCUGAGACCAGGAUCUCGAGCCUCUCGACAGUCGACUUCAUCACGAUUCCCGACUAGCCGGAUACCUUUCGCGGGUUCAUCCGGAGUCGCCAAGGCCACAGCGACAACGGCAUUAUCAGAUCAAGUACUCUCGAACUCACCCUCUUCUGGUGGUUCUAUGUAUUCCCCUUCGGGCGCGCAGAGUCCCGGCACUUCCUCGUUCAGUCCCUCUCCAGAGGGUUCGCCUACAAGAGGAAUGUCCAACAUUCUCAAUAAUCGUCGUCGUGCCGCGUCACACACGUUCCCGCGGAAUUCAUCGCUGGCGGCUGCGUUUCCUACGACCAGCGGUACUUCGGGUGCUGUCGCUGGUUCUCCUCCUGGCCCAGGUUUACCCUCUGGCAUCACUGCUCGUAGUAGACUGGCUAGUCUUGCUAGUAGUUGGGGCGUACCUUUUGCUCGUAAGAGGUUGAGCGAUGUGCCACAGUCUCCCAGUCCUAUUCGGAGUGCUAAUGGUUCUGAUGAUGACAAUAUUCAAUCACCGUCAUAGACUUCAUCCACACGUCUUUGUUCAGGUUUGGUUUUCCGGACGGUCUCUUUUGUUCAUUUGUUGUUUGUACACAUAACGUUACGUGUUCGCUCUAUCGAUUGCUCUGCGUUUUGCUUUCACCCUUUCUGGCCAGUCGACGAUCAUUGUCGUCACCAGUGACUGUAUUGUUCAGUUUCUUUACCGCACUGUGCAUCCACUUCUGUUACGUCCUGCUACACCUUGCUAAUGCCUCUCGUUUGAAGGCUAACUAGGUUCCGCCUGAUAGCCGCCUCCUCAAUGUCGGAUUAUCUCUCAGGUUCCAUAUACAGCCCCAACAUCGGUGGCUUAACUCUAUCACCUCAAUCUUCAUCGAAUAUCGCAUCUAGAGCUAGCGUCUGGUGGCGCAAGUUUCGCCGACUGCAGUUAUCAUGCCUUUCUCAUCAACUUGAACGGUUUCUUUUCAUGGAAUAACACUCGGAUGAAUCG
Messenger RNA from Somion occarium, 4935 nucleotides. Lineage: Eukaryota; Fungi; Basidiomycota; Agaricomycetes; Polyporales; Cerrenaceae. The record is from the annotation of a GenBank genome assembly.